UCAUUUUCAUAAACACACAAACAAACAAAUAAAUAAAUAAAUCCUCUUUUUUUGUCGCUCAAAACAACCUCAGACUGUCUUCUGGCCCGUGCAGCUUCUCCGACAUGAGUUAACUAGCUUCCUAGGCAUCGCCUAGGCAACGAACUUCCCCCAAACAACAGCAAGCCCGGUUACCCGAGUAACGAGCCCCGGUCUCCCAGGGCAACGGUGGAUUUCAGCUGUCGGGGCUUCUCACGCGUCUUCUCUCCAUCUUAACAGACGUCGUUUAUCAUCUGACCCCAUAUGUAAUCCAAGGUGGAUCCGUGGCGUCUCACACGUGGGCCGUCGCCGUCCAAGUACGUGGGAGGCUCGAAAUUAAUUCCGGGACAAAGAAGCUUUUUUAAUAAGGGUUAGACACCGAAACAUAGACUGCAGUUGGUGCUAAUUUUUUACAGUUAGCUUAAGCUACGUGUCUUUCACGUGGUUAAAAGCUUUUUUAAAAAAACAAAAAACAAAAAAACAACUAGUUUUCUGAAGAAAAAAACAAACAAACAAAAAAAUGAGUUCAUUAGACAAGGGUCCUCUUCACACACGAGCGCAACACGCACUCGCAUAAGUUCUCGUUUUUUGAUUUGACCGUUAACGGAGUGGAUAUCCCGCUUAUAUUAUACUGUGCUGAAGCAGGCACCGCUUUAAGUCCAGAGAAGAUGAUCGCCGGUGUCAUGUAACGGGACACCGGCCGCCCGUGGCGCCUUACUGGGAGCGUUUACCCACCACAUGCGGAGUGUGUCAAUCAGCCGCGGCUUCGCGCGCAAACGGGACUCCCAACCGGGGAGACGACGGUGCUGCGCGCGAGAAUCGACAAAGCAGGUGCCUCACGCUGCGUCUUAAGCGCUCGGACGCCGGCGAGGCGAAUCCGCUCUCUUCUGCUGACAAAUAAGUCAGAAUGUCCCGGCCUGGCAGCGGAGAGUUUUGAUCCGACUGCGCAGCGAAAGAUGCCCACGCGGGACUCGACAGACCCGUCCGAACGCGCGCCUCCGGUUCCGCCGAGACGAAGUCAGAACGCGCCACCGGGUCCGCAGAUGGAAGCGAGCGGCCGGCAUUCCUGCUCCGAGGAAAGGGUGAAAUGCGUGGUCGUGGGGGACGGAGCGGUCGGUAAGACCAGCCUUAUAGUUAGCUACGCCACGAACGGAUACCCGGCGGAGCACGUCCCCACCGCCGUGGACAGCUUCUCAGUGAGGGUUGUGGUGGAUGGAAGACCGGUUCGGCUUCAGCUUUGUGACGUGGCUGGAGAGGCUGAGUUUGAGCGGCUGCGACCACUCUGCUACCGCGACACCGACGUCUUCCUGCUUUGCUACAGCGUCGUGGUGCCGCCCUCCUUCCGGAAUGUGACCGCACGCUGGGUGCCGGAAGUGCACCGCCUGUGUCCGGAUGUCCCCGUUGUCCUGGUGGGGACGCAGUCGGACCUUCGGGAGGACGUGCAGGUGCUGAUCCGGCUGGCACGGGAACAGGAACAGCCGGUCGGGCAGGACGAGGCCCGGCUGUGCGCGCGGACCGUGGGUGCGGUGGCAUUCGCGGAAUGCUCCGCACUCACGCAGAAGAACCUGAAAGAGGUGUUCGACAUGGCCAUCGUUGCCAGCCUUCAACAUGCAGAAGCAGGGCAGGGGGCAGGGCUCACACCGAGGGGAAAAACUCCCAAUAAGAUUAGACAGCUGCCGGAGACCUGGUGGAGGAAGCUCAGCUGUUUCAUGUGAGGACUUUGGUGUUAAUAUUUGCUAAAGGGGAGUGUAUAUGCUUCACACACACACACACAGAUGUUGAUCUGCCCCUUAGACAGAUUCUUGGCAGCAGCAUGACUCAGGUCUUGUUCAUCAAGUACACAGGAAUCAGAUUUGUCCUUUAAUAUUUCCUCUUUAUUUAAACCCUGGGAAGGCAUGUCAUACGAAUCCUUACAUUGAAAAGCAACCUAUACCUGCCCAGAUAUGGUCUGGUGAUUCCACUCAGAUGGAUUCUACGUUGCGACAAAGACAUCAAGACUACAUGACCGGUGUCUUAAGGACGAGGCUGGGAAUGAUAGCAGAGAUUAAACAGGCAUCCGCCUUGUAAUGACUUAUUACCCACUGUUUUAAUGUUCAUUUAGAACAGUAUAUAGUAAAGCUAUUUAUUUUUAGUUUAUUAUUAUUUAUUGUAUACUUUAGAAUAACUGGCACUUGGGUUUGAACUGUAGAACAGAAGCCUGCUAUCUCCUUGAAUUAAAUGUUUUGUAUUUAUGUUAUUUAAUUUUCGUAAAUAAAUACCAAACCUAACCACUGACUCUGGACUGAACACCAGUGGCAUGACAGGACUGAUGACACUAAUGAUCAAAGGCCAAUCAUUUGCUAAGAAAUGACAUUUUACUUGCAGCAAACUUGGGAAUGGGCGUGUCUGUUGAGCGGGUAGUGUCUGUCAUAUCUAAUGAAAGCUCAUGUGUG
Electrophorus electricus (electric eel) is the source of this 2450-nucleotide messenger RNA. Its product is annotated as rho-related GTP-binding protein RhoU. NCBI's taxonomy places the organism in Eukaryota, Metazoa, Chordata, Actinopteri, Gymnotiformes, Gymnotidae. Gene Ontology annotation, biological process: small GTPase-mediated signal transduction. Gene Ontology annotation, molecular function: GTPase activity; GTP binding. The record is from RefSeq and is a predicted model, not a curated record.